UGUCAUUACUAACAAAAAAAAUAUUGUUGUUGAGAUGAAUCGUCUGAAAGACUUCUGUAACAAGGUACAAGUGGUGACUCAAGUCUUGUCAUGUGAGGAUAUUUUAGAAGGACAACUGGAUGAGAGUCUCAUUCUAGAGUUAAGUGACUCAUUGUCAUCCUGUCUUACUUUGACUACAAGGGAACAAGGAGAAGAGCUGCUCAACUACAGUAUUUCACUUUGGAACUAUCUGGUAGAGUAUAAUGAUAGAAUCUCACAAGAAAAGGAAGACUUCCGGAGUAUUCUCAUCAAGCUUCUGCAUGUAGCUGCAGAUGCAAUAUGUGUAGCACUAUCAUGUCUCAGUGGGAUGUCAGGCAAUUUUAACAUAGAUUGGUGUAAGUUGAACUUGUUUGUUUCGUCUACAAAACCUUGGUUUCAUUACGAUUGUUUAGUUCUUGUGGCUAGCCAAUUUUCAGUAAUAGGAUUGAUGUACCUUGAGAUGAAUCUAUCGGAACUUUCCAAAACUUGCUUUGAAAGAUGUUUAGAGAUUAUAAAUACGAAUAGGAAUUACAUAUGCCAAAAAAGAGAUCAAGAAGCAACGAAUGUGACCUUUGAUGCGUUCCUAGGCUUGGGAAAAGUGGCAUGGCUAGUCCGUGACUAUUCAUCCUUGUUGAAGAACUUUGAAGCGAGUGGACAACUGGCAGUGGAUCAGAACAAAAUUGAGUAUUUGGCCAAAGUUGAAUACAAUGCAGCACUUUCUUGUUUGGAUCAUUCAGAAGUCGACAUUUCUAUUUCUAUUCUAAGAAUAGCACUGGAGACGCUCUCCAGACAUAAUCUAUAUCAUAUAUUGUGUUGUCUUACUUCCAAGAUUUUGAGAUUGCUCGCCUUUGGUUACAUUUACAAGAAAGAUUUUCAUCAACUAAACAAAUGCAUUGAACAAGCAGAGAAACUAAAUCAUUCCCCUCGUUCCAUUUGUUUAAAGAUACGAUACGUUUGUCAGUAUGAUGCGGAAAACGAAUCAUAUCUGGAAGACUUGAUAAACCAACUUGUUUCGGAUCCUGACAUCGAGAUAGAUAGCUUAGAUGAUGUCUUCAAUCUUCUGAAAGGAUCAAGUAAGCAUUUGCCUCAACUAUUAUCAGCCUACAAGGUAAUGAAAGAUAGAAUAUCGGAAUCCAAGAGAAUACAACAACUUCAAGUAUCCCUGAAAAUAGCUGAAAUACAAGUCCUACUCAGAAGUCUCAAUCAAGUACCUCAAACACUUUCGGAACUCAUGGAAGAAACUAGAGCCAUUUUAAUGUCAGAUCAAGAUGCUUCCGAGAAACUUGAAAACAUGUGGAAACAGUUCAUUGAAACCAUGGCAUUAUAUAUCUCUAACACCGAAUUGGAAGACGCAAAACAAAUCACUGAAACGAUCAUCCAUAUACUUGGCGUUCUUGAACCACUUUGGUCUGCCAAAGUAGAGACCGAAAAGCAAACCACGCUCUUGCCAUCUCUGGUACUCGUUUACUCCGGAGUUGUCCCGAUGAGCUUGAUUUGUGUUUUUUUAUCCGAUACUGAAGAAGAUAAGCAAAUCUGGAUGAACCACACAAGAAAGUUGACAGAAAAGCUCUUGGAAUGGGAACCGGAGUCGGUUAUCGGUGGUUUAACGUGGAUAUUACUAACGGGAAAUUUCCACAUAGAAAGACCGUUUGACGCAUAUUCUCAUCUGCAUAAAGUAGCUGCUUGUAUUGUGCGGUCGUGUUGUGAAUACAAGAGAGACAACGUUGUCGACUCGGUUGUCAUUCUCGUAAACAUACUAGCCACUAGUUUGGACCAAAUACCUCAAGUCGAGCUUGCUCAUAUGCCUGAGGAGUUUCAGAAACUUGUGAUACUGUCCUUUCUACUUGUCAAUGCAUUUAUGGAAUUGAAUUUUGAAAGCUUUGUCGCUUACCAAGAAAAUGAUGACAGUUGGAUUCCACUCCAUCAAAUUGGAAUGUAUCUUUGGAAAGCUCGACAUACAACAGCAUUCAGAGAUAUGCAAGAAAUGGAACAGUCUCUUAUUUGGGAAAGCUUUCUAACAACAAUUUGGAAGUUGGGUCAGAUAUUGUACAAAAAGAAACGUUAUAUGGAUGCCUCCAAGUUUUUUAGAUGCUUCAGAAUAAUUGCUGCUGAAAGAGACAAAUAUGAUAUGAAUGCUGUGUUGCAGAGUUCAUUGCUCGAGUUAACUUGCUUGUUAACAAACAAUGAUGUUAACAUUCUGGAAGGUGCUGCUCAGUUGCUUGAACAAAUCUACUGUCGAAUGAACAUAGGAUCUAUUCGUAUUUUGGAUAGAGAAAUGAACAAAUAUCAAUGUGCUUAUUUGCUAUGUAAGGCUUGUUAUUUGGUAAGAACUCAUAACCCCAGUGAACUGGCAAAGUUAGUGGAAGAUGCUUCUGUUCUACCAUAUCCACAGUUUCAGGAUAUGCUUGUAGACAUACAACGUAGCCUAACAUGAGCAAAGAUAACUUCCUUUUCUGCCAAAUGUGAAGACGUUGUUGUCUCGUAACGCUUUGAAUUCGUGGAA
Messenger RNA from Galdieria sulphuraria, 2521 nucleotides. RefSeq lists its product as uncharacterized. The record is from RefSeq and is a predicted model, not a curated record. The transcript has a single exon. Bases 35 to 2452 code for a protein of 805 amino acids. Gene Ontology annotation, molecular function: protein binding. Lineage: Eukaryota; Rhodophyta; Bangiophyceae; Galdieriales; Galdieriaceae.